CUUUACUGCAACACAUCUGUCAGCGCAGGAGCACUGGGGAGUUUGGACCUGCGUCUGAACUUUGUGUCCACUUUGAUUCAAAGUUUUACAGGGAACGACAGGCUCGUACGCACACAAUAGAUUAAGAGGAAGUGAAAUGUAAUAAUAGCUCGGCUUUUCGCAUGAACACGUUUUCAGUUCUCGUUCUGGAGUUUAUUAUUGUGUCCCGUGCGCAUUUACGCAUCAAGUGCAACAGUAACUCCAGACUUCAGCCUGUGUCUGCCAGUGUCCCUCUGAGAUGGAGUGAUCAGACGAGAUCAGCUUCAUUCUCCUCUUCAAGACACAGCAGAAGUCCAUCAUCAUCAUCAUCACAUGCUGCAAAUAUGAAGCAGAUCACUAAGCCCACCAGGAUCCCAUCAGAGAGUCACUUUAUAACAGCAGGGAGAGCUCGAUCAGCCAGUCGACAGCCGCCCUCAUUGGACAAGCUGCCUGAGCAGUACCUAAUUGGACAGUGGCCGCGAGAGCCGUACCAACCCCAGGCGUCCUGUAUGAGUGAUAAAGCCACACAGGUGAGUCAAUUGUAUACUGAAGAUGGAGGAGAGGUUAUUGUACACAAACGCUCGGCAUCAUGGGGCAGCGCUGACCAUCUCAUAGAGAUUGCAAAACUCCGUCAGCAGCUCCAGCGCAGUUUGCAGGGCAGCCACAGUAUCGAGGAGAAAGAAGAAGCGCCGGCCCAGUUUUUUCUUUGUAGCACUUGUAGAACACAAGGCUUUCCCAUUUUCUCCUGCCCAGACAGAAACAAGGUGAACUUCACUCCGAGCGGCUCGGCCUUCUGUCCAGUGAAGCUGCUGUGUUCAUCUCUUUUCCCGUCAGAUGAUGCUGCUCGCCCCAGUUCACUGGAUACUCAAACUUCAGGACAGACGUCUGGUCCAUUUACAGAGGCCUCAGUACAAAACAGCUUCCCGCUGCGGCCCGUGUCGUCAGAAUGCUGCAGUAUUAGGAAGUGCCUGCUGCUCAGUUAGCCAAUCACAGCUCAGAUCUCAAACAGCUGACUUUUCUAGGGAUUUUCUAGGAAAUGUAUUACUUGCUAAUGGUUGUCCAAAAGGACCAUCAUGUUGAACUUUGUCUUGGGGUUUCAUGUAAUUCUGCUGGAAUGCACAAAUCUUUACUUAACCUUACAGCACAUCCUACUAACCAGGUAAAACGCAUUAGAUACGACAGAUAAUCAACAGGCCAACAGCCAAAAAUCUGCUUCAUGCCUUAACACAUAACUCUGUGGCUGGACGAUAUAGCUAAUUAACUAUAUUUCAAUAUUUUAGUAUUUUGAUGAUUUUGUUUUUUUCCUGUAGAAGAAAUGAAAUUUCACCCAGUCAUUAUGUUGCCAGCAAAAGGAUUGCAAAUAUAUUGCACAUAUUCUAUAUGCUGCUCAGCCCUAACAUCCAUACGUUUAUUGAACAGUAUGGCUUUGUGUUUUUAGCCUCUU
This is a messenger RNA of Sinocyclocheilus rhinocerous, 1462 nucleotides long. Its product is annotated as glucocorticoid-induced transcript 1 protein-like. Gene Ontology annotation, biological process: podocyte development. The transcript has 6 exons. Lineage: Eukaryota; Metazoa; Chordata; Actinopteri; Cypriniformes; Cyprinidae. Gene Ontology annotation, cellular component: cytoplasm. The coding region runs from base 162 to 1001 and encodes 279 amino acids. The record is from RefSeq and is a predicted model, not a curated record.